AUGGUAUCAGAGCAAAGUUGUCAACCCACGAGUCAACCCGCGGGUCAACCCGGAUUGACCCGGACCCGCCCCAAAAAACGGGCCAAUGCAACCCUUUUGACAGUCAGCCCGGACCUGGUCAAACCCGGGAAAACCCGGUCAAACCCGGGUAACCCGGGCGGUUCGCCCAUCCAGAGCGGGUCACUGGGUUCUUCUCUUUACGCUGCGUUUGACACUGGCGCGGCGACGUUUUGGCCGGGAGAAGGCGGAGGGCAGGGUCUGAAAUAAAAAAAAAUCCUAUCAUUCCUGAUUCCUUCAUCGCACGAACUCUCCUCUCCAUUCUCGCGGCGCAGCCCUGCCUCCCACCCCACAGGCGCCGCUCGAUCGCCAUCCCCGGCCUCGUUCCCCUUCGUCGGCGGCAACUAGCUCCAGCUCCGCUCCCACAGCCGCUCGAGCUCUGUCCUCCGACCAAUCUGAGUUUGAGCGCCGCCAUCUGCCUUCGACCACUCGAAACCUCGAGCUUGGCCGCCAUCAACUUUCCUCUGCCUCAGGUCGGGUCGGGUCUCGUCGCCAUCUCCAACUCGAGUUCGACCUCCUCCCUCUAUUUGAUAUUCGAACUCAAAUUGCUCGUCCGGGUCCGGGUCGACCCGCGGUUUGACAACCUUGUAUCAGAGCCUUCU
This is a messenger RNA of Linum tenue, 659 nucleotides long. The record is from the annotation of a GenBank genome assembly. NCBI's taxonomy places the organism in Eukaryota, Viridiplantae, Streptophyta, Magnoliopsida, Malpighiales, Linaceae.